AUGUUAAGCUUCACGUCAUAUUUUACUGCUUUUCUGCUGCUUACUACAGCAUCGUCUGAUCUUCUUGAAAAGUUUGCUCCAAAUCGAUAUUACGUUACUGUCGAAAUCAAUGCAAUUUGUGAAAGAGACCUGUCGACUACUAUCAGUCUUCAUGAUGAAGAUCGUAAGUUAAAUUUCGAUGGAAGGCGUAAGCUAAAUUUUAUGUUGAAAGCUUUCAUUAUAAGUGACUGUAGACUGAACGGGUAAAAGGGCUGGGUCCGCUGGGCCUUCGAGACCAUGACCCAUUUGUUUUCAAACACGCAAGCUGUGGCCCAGAUCUGUCUCUUUCACAUUUUUUUGCCUGGAUAAGGGACAGAUAGAGGAAGUCAGAGGAUGAGCAGUGGCUAAGCAAGGGUCCGAGCAGUGGCUAUGCAGAGGGCCAAGAAUAAACCAAAUUGCAUAUGGACUAGGUUUGAAAGGGGUUCACUAAGCCAGGCCAAGACAAAUUUUUAAAAAAUCAGGUCACGCUGGCACACAAGAACCCAAAGGACGACCCCCAAACCAAGGCACGGUCUGGGUUCUUUAUUCGUCUAUUGGUUAUCCGUCUACUGCCGGCUACAGAGUUUUGCCCGGCCGGACAGGACCGGACGGAACAAACAAAAAUUUUUGCAAACCAGACCCAAAAAUUUUGAGUUUAGACCGGACUGGACACAAAAAAAAUCGCUGAACCGGGCCGGUCCGGGCAAAACACUGGCCUGCUUUAAUAAAUUUUAAAAAAAAUUUAGAAUUCUUCGACGAUGACCUUGCCAUUGUCCACGUCACAGACGGAAAGCCUGUCACACUUGAUGGCUUUGAAAAGGAAUACGGUACAUUCCAGCCGUAUAUUAGACUAAUUGGAACUUGUAAUGGUAUGUUUAUAUCAUAAACAGUCUUUUUAGUUUUUUCAGGCAAGAUGCCAUAGUUUAUUACAAUUUUUAAUUUAAAAUACGUUUAAAAAAAUUCAAUGAAUAGAAUAUAUUUUUAAAUAUUAAAUUGAACCAAAAGUAGCGGGACACUUUUAGUUAAAAAAUAAUUAAAAAGUGUCCCGCUACUUCUGUUCAACCUAAUAUAUAACAAUAAAUUUUUUUAGGCAAGCCCCACAUGCUACGACACUUGAUUCCAAAAGAAUUUAUAUAUAAUGCCAAAGUUAUGGGUCACCCCAUCUAUGAAGUUGAAGUUGAUUUGGACAAAGCUAACAAUGUUGCUACUGAUUCGAAGACUUAUUCUUAA
Messenger RNA from Bursaphelenchus okinawaensis, 1248 nucleotides. The record is from the annotation of a GenBank genome assembly. NCBI's taxonomy places the organism in Eukaryota, Metazoa, Nematoda, Chromadorea, Rhabditida, Aphelenchoididae.